UCAGAGUAGAAGAGUUUGUUUUCAAAAACACAAAAACACAAAAAAAAAGAAAAAAAAAGAGUGGAAGAGUUGUUGAGUUUGAGAAAGCUUUGCAGCAAUGGAGCUCUGUAACACCAAAACCAUCUCUAAUCUGAAUUCCCAUCGUUCAUUUUCCUACCCAAAUUCUUACCGUAUGCACUCUAAGGCAUUUCUUCCAUUUAAGAAAAUCAAUGCUUCUCAAAGAAAUCUAGGAUUGCGUCAUUUAUCAACCUCUUUAGUGAGGGCGAUAAAUUCUGAAGAGGCUUCAACUAGUACCGAUGAGGAUCUUGACGUAUUUGCUGAAAAGACUACAGUGGAUGAAACUCCAACAUUUUUGCAAAACACAAUUUUUGAAAAAACACCCAAGGAGGAAAUGCCAAAAGAAGAAGAAGCUUCUUUGACUGAACAAAUGAUGUCUUUUGAUUUCAUGGACGGGCUCAAUCUUAAGUUGGACCCGGAAGAUGCAUACUCGUAUCUAGCGUAUGGAAGUGGUGCUCUCAUCACUCUGUGGUUAGCAUCGGCUGUUGUUGGUGCCAUUGAUUCCAUUCCAGUGUUCCCCAAGGUUCUGGAACUCGUUGGUCUUUGCUACACAAUAUGGUUCAGCUCACGCUAUCUGAUUUUUAAGAAAAACAGGGAGGAAUUGUUUACCAAAAUUGGAGAGCUGAAGAAGCAGGUUCUUGGAUCAACUGAUGAGUGAUGAUUGUCUGAUUAAAGUGUGGAAAUCCCCAGCCCCUCUUGCAUAGUUUUCUUUUCUUGUCGCCUUUGAGGGUGCAAGCCAGAGUGAUAGUGAAUAAUUUAGUUUCUAGUAUAAACCUUCUUCACAUGUGAAUUCUUGGUUCAUAUUGUUUGAUAAGAUUCAGAACUGUUUAUCUUGAAAUUCUGUAUUAUGCUUAUAUUUUGUGGAACUCAAUUUAUAUUCAUAUUUGGUAUUUUCUUGGUAAACAAA
Messenger RNA from Papaver somniferum (opium poppy), 964 nucleotides. RefSeq names its product protein CURVATURE THYLAKOID 1D, chloroplastic-like. The coding region runs from base 98 to 715 and encodes 205 amino acids. The record is from RefSeq and is a predicted model, not a curated record. Gene Ontology annotation, cellular component: chloroplast thylakoid membrane; thylakoid. The transcript is spliced from 5 exons. NCBI's taxonomy places the organism in Eukaryota, Viridiplantae, Streptophyta, Magnoliopsida, Ranunculales, Papaveraceae.